This is a messenger RNA of Angiostrongylus costaricensis, 348 nucleotides long. NCBI's taxonomy places the organism in Eukaryota, Metazoa, Nematoda, Chromadorea, Rhabditida, Metastrongylidae. The record is from the annotation of a GenBank genome assembly.
CUGCUCUUCUUUCGAUUUCAGUGCAAACCACUCGGGACAUGUUACUCGAAUGAUGACUGCUUUGGUGGUCAGUGUAUUGGCGCAUUUGUUGGGAGGUGCAGUUGCAAUGGUUGCCUUGAUCUCUUACGGUGCGAAAACGAUACGAUGUGCGGUGGAUUGAAAGGUGCAUGCAACCUCAAUACAACCACCUGUGACUGCACUGCGGGAUAUUUGAAUGCUGGAUUCUCGUCCUUAAGCGACGCACUGUUGCAUUUCUGCAAUGUAAAGAACUGUGCUAAACAAACGGAGGAUAAGGACUGCUUCGGUCUACAGUGUACUUCCGGUCUAUGUCUUUGCUUAAAAGAUUAA